AUGUCAGACAAUAUCACACCUUCCAAUAGUUUAAUGGAAUAUUUUUUAAAAGACUACAUACCUUCAUUUCCUCCUUAUCUUCCACUAAAACAUUUUUUAAAAGACAAAAGGAAUGGCGAUCCUAAAAGUGACGCUCUUAGCUUUUCUCGUAUUGCUAGCAAUCAAUGGAAAAAACUACCAGAAUUUCAAAAAGAAGCCUACAAAAAAAUGUCAUGUGAUUUAAAAGAGCUUGAAAAACAUAAAUAUUCACGCAAGAAGGACCGGAAGUCCAGCCAAAAUUCUAUUCCCCAGUUUCACUCUGCUGGCUAUCAAGAUAAAUCUAACGAAUCGAUACAAAAGCUUACUUUUCAGUCUAAUUGCUCUUCUGGUUAUCAAGAUAAAUCCGCACAAAAUUCUGCUAUUCAGUUUGAUCACCUUUCUGGUUAUCAAGAUAAAUCUAUCCGAAAUCUUACUCUUCAAUUUUCAAACUAUCAAAAUGAAAAACCCACACAAAUUCCUUUUUUUCAAUUUGAUUAUUCUUUGAGUAAUCAAGAUAAAUCCAUUCAAAAUCCUAAUCUUCAACGUUCCAAUUCUCAAGAAGAAUCGACACAAAGUCCUGCUCUUCAAUUUGAUCACUUUCCUAAAUAUCAAAUCGAAUCUAAACAAAACCUUAUUCUUCCAUUUGAUCACUUUUUCGGUAAUCAAGACGAAUCCACACUUAAUUCUGAUCCCAUUUCCAAUUAUCAAGACGAGACCAGACAAAAUCUUGCUCUUCAGUUUUCAGUUUGA
Ambispora leptoticha is the source of this 768-nucleotide messenger RNA. NCBI's taxonomy places the organism in Eukaryota, Fungi, Glomeromycota, Glomeromycetes, Archaeosporales, Ambisporaceae. The record is from the annotation of a GenBank genome assembly.